CAUUAAUUGCAAUGUCUUUGUAAUCAAUGCUCACAUCCAUCACAAACACUGUCAUUGAAUCUGAUCCUCAAAGCGCUGCUCAUUAUCUGAACUUUGAUCCAAACCUCUAUCACCUCUUAAUCGCUGCCAUCGCUGUGUCCGUCGUAUUCCUCGGCUUAUCAAUGGAUUUGUUUCCAAUGGGUUUGAGUUCCGCUCAAAACAGUUACUUUCCCGUUUGGUCCUACGAUAACGACCCGACCUCUGAUCCCAACGACGACUUCCCGCCCACUGAAGACCCCGUAUGGGUGUUGGGCAUCAAAUACAGUUCACUCCACGAACUCGAAGAAUUGCGAACUGAUGUCAAGUCUCGCAUUUGGAUCACAUAUCGCAAGAACUUCGUGGGCAUCGGUGGUCCGAAUGGACACACGUCUGACAGCGGGUGGGGCUGUAUGUUGAGGUGCGGUCAGAUGGCUUUGGCUCAGGCCUUAUGCAUACGACACCUGACCAGAGACUGGCGAUGGACUCAGAACUACACACUCGAGUCGGACCUCCAGUACCGCGAAGUACUGAAGCUGUUUGAGGACAAGAAGACGUGUAUCUACUCUAUCCAUCAAAUCGCUCUCAUGGGCGCCUCCGAGGGAAAGCCUGUCGGCAAUUGGUUCGGACCCAACACUAUCGCUCAGGUGUUAAAAAAACUGUCCGCUUAUGACAAAUGCAAUGAUAUUGUCAUUCAUGUGGCGAUGGAUAACAUGGUUGUCAUCGAUGAGAUCAAAAACUCUUGUAAACCCCAAGAGAACGGAACCGACGAUUCAGAUAAUGAAGCGAAUGACAAGAAAUUAUGGAAACCAUUGGUUUUAUUUAUUCCUCUGCGGUUGGGUUUGUCUGAAAUAAAUCCCAUCUAUUUUAAGUCACUUAAGACGACGUUCGCAAUGAAGCAGUCGUUGGGUAUAAUCGGCGGUCGACCCAAUCAUGCCUUAUAUUUGAUCGGAUGUGUGGCCAACGAACUGGUCGUCUUAGACCCGCACACGACUCAGCCAUUUGUCGACUUAGAGGAGCCCGAGGCCGACGACUCAACCUAUCACUGCCCGCGAGCCUCUCGGAUGGACAUCAGUCUACUCGACCCGUCCAUCGCUUUGUGUUUCUAUUGCGACACCGAAGAGGAGUUUGACAGUUGGUGUCAAUUGACAUACAAAGCACUCAUUUUAGGCGAAAAGCAGUCACUCUUUGAAUUAACUAAAGAAAGGCCAUCGCAUUGGCCCUCAUAUGAGGAGCAGAUCGACGCCAACACAGCCAUCGUGUCGACGGGCACCUCAACCCUCAACUCAAACACAUGCGAGUCGUUCACAGAACUCGAGGACACAAACAGAGAUGAUUCCGACGAGGAGUUUGAGUUAUUGGGAUAACAGUCGUGUCUAUUAUCUCGUAUUUGUGACCAAUUUUUGUUAUAUAAUGUGUUUUAUAAACUAUAAAAUUGUCUUUUUUAUAAGACUUGUAAAUUGCAAUCAAAUCGCAAAUAUUUUUUAAUUACAAAACAAAAUGCAUCAAAAUAUUUAAAAAUAAAUAUUAAUUAUGUUGUGAAUUGUUUCAUAAAUUAAAUUAUAUUAACAA
Messenger RNA from Oppiella nova, 1587 nucleotides. The record is from the annotation of a GenBank genome assembly. Lineage: Eukaryota; Metazoa; Arthropoda; Arachnida; Sarcoptiformes; Oppiidae.